AUGACUCCAUUUGUAUACCUAUUCAUGGAAAAUUUGAGAGUUAGCUUCAAAAACAUGAUUGGUGGAUAUAAAGGCAACUUUGUACAUGACGAUUUGCUCAGAUGGAUCGGUGAGAUUCUUGAUGUACUGAGUUUUCUCACAAAGAAAGGAAUAGUACACGGAGAUAUAAAACCUGAUAAUACAACAGUUAACGAGGACGGUGCAUUAAAACUAAUUGACUUUGAUGCGCCGUUUUCUAUGAGAAAUGGUGCUACUGGUUGUUAUACUGGUGAUGACUGUGCGCCUGAAUAUUGGUUGACAUAUCAAAUAGAUACAAAAUGUGAGGUUUGGGCUGCGGCUGCUACAUUCUACUCACUGAUUUAUACUGAUUUACCAUAG
Tetranychus urticae (two-spotted spider mite) is the source of this 378-nucleotide messenger RNA. Lineage: Eukaryota; Metazoa; Arthropoda; Arachnida; Trombidiformes; Tetranychidae. The record is from RefSeq and is a predicted model, not a curated record.